Gadus macrocephalus (Pacific cod) is the source of this 3391-nucleotide messenger RNA. RefSeq names its product inter-alpha-trypsin inhibitor heavy chain 2 (gene itih2). The transcript has 21 exons. Gene Ontology annotation, biological process: hyaluronan metabolic process. NCBI's taxonomy places the organism in Eukaryota, Metazoa, Chordata, Actinopteri, Gadiformes, Gadidae. Gene Ontology annotation, molecular function: serine-type endopeptidase inhibitor activity. The record is from RefSeq and is a predicted model, not a curated record. The coding region runs from base 139 to 2943 and encodes 934 amino acids.
CGGGGUCUUAGUUUGGUGAAGGCUUUCGGGAGAGUGCGAGCAAGAGCGACAGCUUAUACCCUUCAUAAGGACGUGCCUCUCUCCCCCUUGCUUGUGUUUCGGAGCCCCGCUUGGCUCGACUCUGACCGACCUGAGAACAUGAAGACGCUGCCCCUCCUCGCCCUGCUGCUGCUCGGCCAGUGGGGCCACUGCUUCGAGUUCAUUAUAGAUGGCGAGUGGGAGGGAGAGACUUCAGGACUCGAUACUCGCCACGAAAGACACAAGAGAGCUAUUUUGACCAGUGAGGAGGAGGAAGACUUUGAGGCCAUCCGCGGCGAUGACAUCACCGUCAAGAGCUACAAGGUGGAGAGCCGCAUCACCUCGCGCUUCGCCCACACCACAGUCCGGAGCUCGGUGGUCAACUCCGGCUCCAAGGCCCAGAGCAUCGGCUUCAACGUUCAGAUCCCCAAGAGGGCCUUCAUCACCAACUUCACUAUGAACGUGAACGGGAUUACGUUUACGGGCUCUGUGAAGGAGAAAACCGUGGCCAGGAAUCUGUACGCCCAGGCCAAGGCGAGGGGGAAGGCCGCGGGCAUCGUCAGGACAAACUCCCAGGACAUGGAAACCUUCAAGACGGAGGUUCACGUUCCACCUGGCAGUCACAUUCAAUUUGAGCUCCACUACCAGGAAAUGAUGCAGAGGAAGCUGGGAGUGUACGAGCAUUCUCUGCACCUGCAGCCCGGACGCCUGGUGCCACAGUUCCAGGUGGAUGUGUACAUCUAUGAGCCAAACGGUAUUUCCUUUGUGCAAACGACAAAUGCAUUUGGGGAACGCUUCAAAGGCUUGACCAAAAUGAACACCACAAAAGAAAAGGCCCAUAUCAUCUUCAAGCCAAACGUUGAGCAGCAGAGGAAGUGCGAAAACUGCACGGACAGCGGCGUGGAUGGCCUGUUCAGAGUCACCUACGACGUGUCGAGGGACCACAACGCCGGUGAACUUCAGGUCUCCGACGGCCAUUUUGUGCAGUUCUUUGCUCCCUCUAGCCUCACGCCUCUUCCCAAAAACAUUGUGUUUGUCAUCGACGUCAGCGGGUCCAUGUGGGGCGUGAAGAUGAAGCAGACCGUGGAGGCCAUGCAGGCCAUCCUGGACGACCUGACCAUGGACGACUACUUCAGCAUCGUGGACUUCAACCACAACGUGCGCUGCUGGAGCGAGGACCUGGUCCCCGGCUCCUCCAUCCAGGUGGAAGAGGCCAAGUCGUACAUCAGGGGGAUCAAACCCAAUGGAGGAACCAACAUCAACGAGGCGCUGAUGAAGGCGGUGCAGAUGCUGCUGAAGGCCUCCAACCAGCGCCUCAUUGACCCCCGCUCCGUGUCCAUGAUCAUCCUGGUGUCGGACGGAGACCCCACCGUCGGGGAGAUCAAACUGAGCAAGAUCCAGAAGAACGUGAAGCGUGUGAUGAAGGAGGAGUUCUCCCUCUUCUCGCUGGGCAUCGGCUUCGACGUGGACUACGACUUCCUGGAGCGCAUCGCCAUGGAGAACCGGGGCAUGGCCCAGAGGAUCUUGGCCAACCACGCCGCCUCCGAGCAGCUCCGGAGCUUCUACCGCCAGGUGUCGUCCCCCCUGCUGAGGCAGAUCACCAUCCAGUUCCCGGAGGAGGCCGUGUCGGACGUCACCCACAACCGCUUCGACAAGUUCUUCAGCGGCUCCGAGCUGGUGGUGGCCGGCAAGCUGCGGCUCACCGAGGAGACCACCCUAACCAGCUUCACUACCGCCUCCGCCGCCAGCAUGGACCUGACCCUGGAGACAGAGACGGAGAUCGGGGAGCUGGACGCCAAGCUGGCCGGCCAGCAGCACUCCGUCACGGGCUUCGCCAGGCAGAUGUGGGCCUACAUCACCGUCAACCAGCUCAUAUCCGAGAGGUCCCUGGCGCCCACGGCGGCGAAGAAGAGGAAGAUCACCCAGAGGAUCCUCACCCUGGCCGUGGAGCACCAGUUUGUGACGCCGCUCACCGCCCUGCUGGUGGAGAGCGAGGACGGCGGGGAGAGGCUGCUGGCCGACUCCCCCAAGGACCCCAAGCAGGGCUGCUGCUCAGGGAUGACAGUCCCGACCCCGGUAAUCCUGAAUUACUCACCCCCCCCCUGGGUCCAGCCUCCCAUGCCGUCGCCCCUCCCCAGUCAGGUGGAUGGAGCUAAACCUGAUCAAAUCACCAUAGUCGAGAACGACCCCCACUUCAUCGUCCACCUGCCCCGGACCCAGAUGGACGUCUGCUUCAACAUCGACUCCGAACCCGGACACAUCCUGAACCUGGUCUCGGACCCCGGUGCAGGCGUGGUGGUGAACGGCCAGCUGGUGGGCGCCAAGGGUCCGCGCGCCGACGGCAAGACCAGCACCUACUUCGGCGCCAUCUCCGUGUACUACCAGCCGGAGGGCCUGGAGGUGACCGCCAGCACCGAGCGGAUCACCGUGCGGGACACGCACCGGGGCCACUCCUUCACCUGGGCGGCCACCGCCAACAUCACGCAGGACGGGGUGAAGAUCUCCAUCGUGAAGGAGUCCCACGUCAUGGUGAGCGUCAACGACAACAUCAGGGUGAUGGUGCUGCUUCACCGCGUAUGGAAGAAGCACCCCAUCAACGUGGACUACCUGGGCAUCUACGUCCCCACCGACAACCAGUACUCCCCGCUGGUCGACGGAUUGAUAGGCCAGUUCUCCGUGGAGCCUGAGGUGAGGGUGUAUAACCCCCACCCAGGGGCAGACCCCCUGAAGGAGGAGGCCACCAUGGAGGUGAAGGGGCACCAGCUGUCCGUCACGCGGGGAUGGCAGAAGGACUACAGACAGGACAGGAAGCAAGGCUCGGAUGUCUACUGCUGGUUCGUCCACAACAGCGGGAAGGGCUUCAUCGACCACCACUACACCAGCUACAUCGUCCCCCACCGCCACAGCUUCCUACAGCUCGCCUAAUGGGGCAGGAGGGGGGCCUAGGGGCUGAAGAGGGGUGUGGAGCGAUGGAAGAUUACAAAAAGACACAAACAACUUGGGAGGAGGAAAUAUCAUUUUCUGUGAGAGGGAAGCAAUUUGAAAGUGUGAAAUCAAAUGCUGUGUUGGUUUGUUUGGGGUGGGUGUCAUGUGACAUAUUAGUACGUGAAUCAUUAAUAAAUACAAAAGCAUUUGGCUUGAUGGUGGGGACUAUACUGAACCAGUGAAAUGACAUAGCCGUAUGACCACGUUUCUCUGUACUUUAACAAGUUAGUAUGAACAAGGAGACUCAACGAAAAAAAAGAAACAAGCAGUUCGAUUUUUGUUCCACUUUAUUCUGGAGGAAUCCAAACAAUGUCACGAAAUUGUAAAGGACAAAAUAAUUACUUGUCGUGGUGUAACUACAAAAUAAAAACCAAAAGACUUAAGAAAA